CAAGAUAACUAUCAUGAGGCGGUGCAGCAGCACGACAACAACCGCCAUGAUUACAUAAACUAGCUAAUGUUAGCUAGCUAGCCGGCUACUAGCUGAGAGCAUAUCGACGGCGGGGAGAGAACACGUAAACAAAUAAAACAGGCCAUGUGACACACUCACCCGCCGUUUUGGGUUCCACAAAAUGACAUCAAUGUCCUGUCAAACGGAAUUCGUGCUCUCAGUGCAAAAGAUGAUGGGUAAACACUCGAUUAGCUUCGCUCAGCCUCUCUCCCCUUCGGUGUCUGUUGCUAGCAUCUGCUCGGACAUGUCUCUGUGUUUCCGCCUCCGGUAACAGUGUUUAAUUCACAGAACCACAAGAAGGCGCCAGAUACCAACACAUGAACACAUAUCCAGUCAAAAUGUCCAAGUGCUGGUGCUGCCUGCCACCACCACCGCACCUGUCCGGCCUUCUACAUCUCCAUUAGAGAGUUUCUUCAUGGGAGGCAUCAAAGUUAUCUGCGGAGUGAAAAGCCUGCUGCUUCAGCUUCAUGACCAAACCUGAACACUCACUGGAGACUCCAUCCUUCCAUAGGUUCACUUUCAUCUUGGAGAAGUUUAUCCAGACUGUUCACAGGAAAACUUUGACUUGCAGCAUAUUAACAAGAAGACCUAAGUAAAGGGAAACAAACUACCACCUAGAUCCAGGAAAGAGGACUGAAAAACCAGCAGACUCUCCUGAUUGUCUGCUCCCAAGAGUCUUUCCCCAAAAGCUCAUUGCUUCAACUGACUAUGUGUCAUAAAAGGAAGUCAACACACAAGCAAAGAUGAACCCUUAUGUCACCUCACACUUCAGGAGGGAUCUUUUUCCCCAUUUUUAUUUGUUGUAGGAUUUUGUUUGCCAUGCUGCUGGAUAAAAUGGCUUUUACUAUAUAAUCACAGUUAUAGGAAUCGCUUUUGUUUUUCAGUUCAUUUAGUACUCACCGCAGAGCAGGGUUAUAGAUGAACGAUUGAUUGUUUCCACUGUUAUACACUGGAUGUGCAUACUCUUGAGAAUCUGUCAGGAUUCAUUUAUAAAGUUCUCUGGAAAUGGUUGGGCAAGGUAAAUACUUAAAGUAUAAGCAUAACCUUUUUAUUGCCAGGUGUUUACAAUCCUCUAUUGUUUAAAAUUGUUUCCACCUAUUAAGGAAUUAUGCAUGCUUAUGCAAGCUUUGUAGAUGUUAUUCAUGGUACACUUAAAGUUUCUCUUGCAUCGAUAUGAAAUAAUCUUUAAUUUUUGUAUGCAGAAAGUUUCUCUUAUGUUCAGGUAGCCUCUGGGAUCUGGUUCAAACAGAGACCCCGAGUAAAGACUACAAUCUCAAACCAAGUGCAUACAUUCUUCUCAGUUGUACUCCUGAUCUCUCCACUUUGGCACCAAACUUCUGUGAAAUUGUAGAAAACUUUCACAGGUGACAUGUGAGCUUAACUUUUCUCUCCUUAUAAAUCUUACAUAUUUAACUAUGAACAUGAUUAAGGUCAGAGUUGAAUCAAAGUAAUCUCUGUUGUUUUCUUCCCUUCUUAUCUUUUGUCAGGCAUUGAUGAUUUGUCAGCUGUAAUAAUGAGCUCACAUGAGGUAUGUCUGCUCUGAAAGACUAACUGUUGCAGGUGAUUGCAAACAGCAGUGUAGUUAAGGUCAGUUUUAUCCUCUCAGUACGCAAAAAAAGUGUUAACCAAAUUGACAAUGGCCAUCAAACGGAUAAGUAGACCUUUAAAAAGAAAAAGUGAAGUAGUUAAAGCAGUAACAUGAGUGAACUGGAAAUGGCAAUCCAAAAGUUAUUAUAUCAAUUGGCACCUUCAAGACAGGCAAAAAUGUUUCCUUGACUUGUGAAGGCAACUUAUAGCAAGUUGAGUAUAGCUUAAGUCUGUUAAAAGAGAUGAAACUGCUUACAAAAUUGUGUCUACAGUAUUUAUUGCUUUGAUGUACUGAAAGUACUGUGUUCUUUAUUUCCUCAUGCCCAUGCCAAGAGGUUGUGAACAUGGAAAAUUGUAAGAUUUGGCAUGAUUUAUUUUCCCUUUUUGACUGCAUGAAUAUGUUAUUACAUUGUCCAAUUUAGAUGUCUGUCCUGUUUGCAUCUUGUCAAAAUAUUGUGUAAGAUACCCUGCAAUGAGCUCUAUAUCCUUUACAUAGUAACAUCUGUGCCCGUACAGUUCUAUUGCAUAUUGAGUUCAUAGUUUUUGUGAACUGGUGCCUGCUGGAGGCUUCCCUUUUUGUUUUCGACUGAAAAAAAUUAUCCUGCAUGCUUUUGUGAUGAUGUUUGAGAUCAAUCCUCCCAUAUCAGUCCUUGUCAACCUUCCCUCAAUCUUGGGCUCACAGGUAUAGACUCCUUUGAUUUCCAUUGACUUCCUUCUUUUCAGCUUUACUCACAUUACUUCUGUGAGUUUUAUUUAAGGAAUUGGAUUGUUAAUUAUUGCAUCUCUGGAACUAAUUCAAGAAAGCAUAGCUUUUGUUGAGGAAUCUAUCUCUGUAAAAAGAUACUGUCCUUGAAAUCAGCACUACAAGUUGGUGUAAGAACAAGUGAUUGAACAAUGGCCUUGGAGGGAACUAGGCUCUGGUUAUCACCAGACACUAUGGACUUGCUGUUAUCUUUGGAUUAACACAGAUUGAAAGACCAUCCUUUCCCAAAACAUUUAAAUUGACUGUAUCAAGUUACUUAAAAAAACAAGAACAAUCAAAUCAAGGCACACUGAGGAAUACCAAGGAUCUCCUUCAUUGGAGCUAACAAAACUUGAAAGUGCAUGAUGGGAGCGGCACGUGUUAAACGCCGCUUCAGUGCGGUGGUUGAUGGGCCAGUGGAGGAAGAGGAGGUCAUGAGGCUGGCACAGAGUGCUGCAGACACGGCUGGAGCAGGGGGGAGUCCAACAGGGUCAGGGACCCCAACAAGCCCCUCCCCGACCCAUGCCCUGAACGGCAAAACUCUACCUCUUCAGACCAACACCAACAAUGCACGGAGGCAGAGCGCAAUUGGAGAGCCAGUUGGGGGAGAUGCAGGAGAAGGCGGGGUGAGAGCAGGGGGAAUAUGCUCUGGGAUAAAGAGUGGAAAAGGCAGUAAUGUAGGAGGAAGAGGGAAAGGCUGGCCUUCUUCGAAUCAGGAUUCUCUCUCUUCCCCCUCCACUGCCAGCCGCCGGCGCAACAGGCGCUCAAGCCGCCGGCCCCGACAACGCUUUGUGGGCAAGGACGGACGCUGCAACGUCACCUUUGUCAACAUGAGCGAAAGGGGCCAGCGUUACCUCAGUGACCUUUUUACCACCUGUGUGGACAUCCGCUGGCGGUGGAUGCUGGUCAUCUUCACCCUCUCCUUUCUUCUCUCCUGGCUGCUCUUUGGAUUUGCUUUCUGGCUUAUUGCCUCUGCACAUGGGGACCUCUCCAUCCGACUUAAACCAAGCUCGGAUUCCUCUCCAGGAUCAGGAGAGACCGGGUCUGGUGUAGAGUCUGAUAGAAAGGCUGUGGUUGAGGAGCCAUGCUUCUUCCAGGUGAACAGCUUCAUGGCGGCCUUUCUAUUCUCCUUGGAGACACAGACAUCCAUCGGUUACGGAUUCAGAAGCGUGACCGAAGAAUGUCCCCUGGCGGUGAUGGCGGUCGUUUUGCAGUGCAUUGUGGGCUGCAUUAUUGACGCCUUCAUCAUCGGGGCAGUCAUGGCAAAGAUUGCCAAGCCCAAGAAGCGCAACGAGACUUUGGUGUUCUCUGAAACAGCUGUGGUGGCGUUAAGGGAUGGAAAGCUCUGCAUGAUGUGGAGGGUUGGAAACCUACGCAAGAGCCACCUGGUAGAGGCACAUGUACGAGCACAACUGCUGAAACCCAGGGUGACAGAUGAGGGAGAGUUCCUCCCACUGGACAAUGCUGACAUCAACGUGGGUUUCGACACCGGCACAGAUCGCAUCUUCUUGGUCUCUCCAGUGACAAUUGUACACGAAAUCAAUGAGGAAUCACCCUUCUUCGAGAUCGACCAAAAGACACUGGAGAAUGACUCUGAGAUGGAGGUGGUGGUCAUACUCGAGGGCAUGGUGGAGGCCACAGCCAUGACGACACAGUGCCGUAGCUCCUAUCUGACAUCUGAAAUCCUCUGGGGACAUCGAUUUGAACCAGUGCUCUUUGAGAGGAAAGACUGCUACCAGGUGGACUACUCGUUCUUUCAUCGAACUUAUGAAAUUCCAAAUACACCUUCGUGCAGCGCUAAAGAGCUGGCUGAACAGAAAUAUGCUGAAAGCUCACACUCCUCAUUCUGCUAUGAGAAUGAAGUGGCUCUGCAACUUGUCUCCCCUGAUGAUGAGCCUGACCAAGAUCCUGAGAGACCUUCACCUCCAACACGAAGGCCAUCCCUGGCAGAACAUCUCCACUACAACUAAACCUGUCAGAUAGGAGGUCAUGGGUAGAACAGACAGGAAGUUGAGCAAUUUAGCUGAGGAACAGGCAUAAAGAGAAAGACAGAAAGGUGGAAACCGGCUGAGAAAGAGGCAGGAUAAAACAUAGGUAGGGCAUGAAGUGUGUCAGUGUCAGAAUAGAGGGAAGGAAGAGUCAUGGUUAAUCAUUAUUUCAUAGUAAUGAAAAAAAGACCAGAAUUGGGAGCAAGUCAAGAGAUAGGGUUGAAUUUUUUGAAAGUGUGCAAAUUUUAGAUGAGAUGAGAUCAGGCUGCACAGGGUAUUUGACAGGAAGUAGAAAGACAAACAGUAGAGAGUUUUGAGUCAGUCUAAAUGUGGAAGCAACUAGUUGUCUGAUUGGUCCUGGCAGUCUUUCAGAAUCAUUAAGAAAUAGUCUGCCAAGUCUCACAGCUGGCCCAUCACUACCACAACAUGCCGCAUCGUCUCCAAUGCCUGACCGGCAGAAUAUGCAACAGCACCCCAUGGUGUCUAUAAACUGUAACUGCACCUUCAAGUUUCAUGAUCUGCAGGACUUCUUAACCUCUGUUUUGGGGAGCGUCUAUAUGAAAUGAAUGGUAUUGUACCUGCUGAGGUACAACUCAGGAAUGUAUUCCACUCUAAGGCUGAUUUAUCAUUUUAUUGCUUUAUUUUCUUAUGGUAAGUAUGGAUAGUGCACAUUUCUUUUGAUACUUUGGGUGUCUGAUCAGAGUCUAGUUGGUCAUUAUUAGGCUAGGCUGUGUCUAGAGCCAAAAUAGAGCAACAGUAACAUGAAGAAACAGCUGAAAACUAGCAGCGGUUCCCAGCGGUUUCCAUUCAGUGUUAUGUGUUGAAUGUUGUUUGAUUUUUGGCUUUUCUGUCAUGCUAAAUUAUGUUCACAAAUUGUAACACUUGCUUUAUAUAACAUAUUGUGUUGAGUUGAAUACCACUUGAUCAAAGCAUUUUUUUGAUCAGAGCAUUUUAUUGCUAGUCAUUUUCAAGCCACUGCAGAUGAAGAAUGUUAUAUCCAGACCAGUUAAACACCAUACAUUGUUUCCUGUGCUACUAUCUACAGCAUCUUUUCAUGUUCUGAGUAUCUAAAAUCAAUCUGUUGUUUGCUUUAUUACAUUUGGAUAUUUUAAGUGUCUUGGUUCCUGGAGGGCCCUUGACAGUAUGGGCUGAAUUAAGAGUAAAUGGAGUUUGUUCACAUAAACUUUGUACAUGAAGUGGAGGCCUUUAGUCACCUCCAGCUCUAACUUUCAUAGAAAACUACUCUGUAUUUUUAUGGCCACACACUCAUGUGACACCCUUCUCUUAAUCUGGUGUUUUACAGUUGGUUUCUCUCACAAGUUGUAAGAGCAGUGUAGUUAGUGGUGCCUUUAUGACAGACCAGAGAUCCUGCAACUGCCACUUCAUCUUCAGCAUUUAACUUCAUGUUUAAAUUGAUAACAACUCUCCCAAUACAAUGUGAACUUUGGCAGUAUGCUGUGAAAAGUUAUAACUAAUUAUAGGGGUUCUGCUUGUUAAGUGAGUAAGCAUCAGUAUCAGUAUGAACAUGCACCAAUAACAUAAUGAAGCGUUUAUCUGAUUUGUCUGUAAUAGUUGCACUUUGUAGUUUUGUUGAAAGACACCUGGAAUGUUCCUGUCUGUUUCAACUCUUGUUGCAGUAAAUUAUGCCAUCUGAGUA
This is a messenger RNA of Notolabrus celidotus (New Zealand spotty), 6034 nucleotides long. It is a transcript of the gene kcnj14, whose product is annotated as potassium inwardly rectifying channel subfamily J member 14. Gene Ontology annotation, molecular function: inward rectifier potassium channel activity. Bases 2752 to 4359 code for a protein of 535 amino acids. Gene Ontology annotation, cellular component: plasma membrane. Gene Ontology annotation, biological process: potassium ion import across plasma membrane; regulation of monoatomic ion transmembrane transport. Lineage: Eukaryota; Metazoa; Chordata; Actinopteri; Labriformes; Labridae. The record is from RefSeq and is a predicted model, not a curated record. The transcript is spliced from 5 exons.